AUGACUGAAGCAACAUCUUAUAGGUUUAAGAAAAAGCCUCCCGACUUGAAAUCCAAUUUUGAAAUGAAGAAGGAAGAAUGGUGCGAAUUCAUAAAGUAUAUGGGUGACUUAAGGAACAUGUAUAAAUGUCCACUACAAAUGAGUGGCCAUUCUUCAGAAAUACACAAUGAAGAUCAUAGUGUUGCUGCUAAUAAAAAGGCAAUUUGUGAAAAUAUAAAUGAUAUUAUGAAAAUUAAAGAAUGGAACCAUGAUAUAGAAUUCGAAAAUCAUUCUAUUUGUAAAGAAUGUUCUUCAGACACAGUAAGCUGUUCUGAGGAAUCUGAUACUGUUUAUAAUUUUAACAAGUAUAAAAUAAUACAAAACAAUAUAUAUUCAAAUAAUGCCAAUUCUAAGAGGCAAAAAAUUAAUGAUAAUUUCAUAAAUAAAUGUAUACCAAAGGAAAAACACGAAGUUAAUGAGGAGGAAAAGAUAUUUAGAGAUGGAAUAUGUAAUAUUAGAAGAAUAAGAAAAAAAAUUACUAAAAGUCCCAAUGAAGAAGGAGAAUUUAAUGAACAGAAUAUUAAAUCAAUAAAAACUGAUCUAAUUGGUUCAAAUGAACAGCUUGAUAUAGAUAACAAAAAUGCUAUACGUAGACCUUUAACUAAAUUGAGUAAGAAACUUUUUCAUCAGAAAUAUAAAAAUUUGCCAUAUAUGCAAUAUAUAGAUGAAAAUAAUCAUACAUAUCAUGGAAAACAAUAUGAUGAUUCAUGUUAUGUAAAAAAUGCAAAUGGUUUAAUAUGUAACAAUUUUACAGAUGUUAAUGAAACUUAUAAAUACAAUAAAACGCGUGUGUGUGCAUAUACAGGAAAAAAUAACCAUGUGAAGGAUAAAACAAGGACGUGGCUAAAUUCAAAGAAUUAUAGUAAUUUAUCCGUUCAUUAUAAUGUUAAUGAAUCUGAUGAGGAAAAAGACAAGAAGAAUAACCCACUUGUUAAGAAAUGCAAUAAAUAUGAAAUAUAUUCCAACGCCAUAAAUACUAUACAUAAAAACAGUAGUAAUAAAAAUGUAAAUAAUAAUUCUAAAAACAAUGUUAAAAUAGGUAAAUCGAUAGAAAAUAAUGCACAUUUCGACGGAUUGUAUGCUUAUAAUUAUGCUUAUUUCGAUAAGAAUGAUAAAUCUGCUGACUCUACUCCAGUGGAUAAUGUGAACGGAACUAUCAUGAAUUUAGAAGAGGAAAUAAAAAAUUAUAAUCUUCAUAAUUAUACGUAA
Messenger RNA from Plasmodium gonderi, 1248 nucleotides. RefSeq lists its product as hypothetical. Lineage: Eukaryota; Apicomplexa; Aconoidasida; Haemosporida; Plasmodiidae. The record is from RefSeq and is a predicted model, not a curated record. Bases 1 to 1248 code for a protein of 415 amino acids. The transcript is spliced from 2 exons.